AUGUGUGGAAUUCUACUUCACUAUAGUGUCAAUGGAAUCAGCAAAGAAAGUAAUGAGUACGGCGCUGACAGACUUUUCAAAUCUUUAAUACCGAUCAUUCGAGAAAGAGGGGGGGAUUUUGAGAAGUACAGACUCUUUCCCGAAGAAAAAAUAGAAGUAUAUUCUUCAGUACUUUCCCUUCGUCAACCUCUGGCUGAACAACCUCUCAGUAACGGAAGAUUCACUUUGCAGUUUAAUGGCGAGCUUUAUAAUGAUGAAAUAUCGAGCCAUAUGAACGACGUGGAGUAUUUGCUCGGGAAGCUCAUUAAUGAUUACGAGGGUGAUGUGAUAAAAACCAUAGGACAUUUAAAGGGAGAGUUUGCAUAUUCCAUAAUUGAUAGGGCAGAGAACAAGAUUUAUUUUGGAAAAGAUGUUACCGGAAGAAAAUCUUUGUGUUUCUCAAUUGAUACUCUAGGUGAGCUCUAUAUCAGCAGUUGUCCACCAUGGACUAAUAAAGAGAAGGAAAACUUUUUUGAAUGCAAACGUGCAACAGUGUAUUGCUUUGAUAUGAAAACUAAAGUAAUGGACCGUAUCUCAAGUGAAGAAAACAAGUUUUUACCGAGUGCCUACAAAGUUUUGAACAACAUCAAUAUGAAUGUUAAUGAAACUGACAUCAUCAGUAAGAUACACAGACAGCUUGGCCACUCUGUUUACAAACGUAUCUCUACAAUCUUUCCACUACUUGAAGACAUGACCGAAUCAAAGUUUGCGAUUUUAUUUAGUGGCGGAAUUGACUGUACACUUAUUGCAGGUCUCUGUGGAGAGAUCUGCGAAAAAGAUACUACUAUUGAUUUAUUGAAUGUAUCAUUCAGUAACCCAAGAGCCAACUUAACAUACGAUGAGACUCCUGAUCGUAAGUUAGCCAUUAAGAAUUGCGAGCAGUUGAACCUCAAAUAUAACAAGGAAAAAGGCGUCUUUUUCAAGCUAGUCAAGGUCGAUGUACCAUACGAAGAGUACUUUGCUGCAAGAGAACGUGUGGUGAAUUUGAUAUAUCCAAACGACACAGAAAUGGAUCUUUCCAUAGCUAUAGCAUUUUAUUUUGCUGCCAGUGGCAAGGGAAGCAAUGAGGUAUCCAGCAAUUGUAAAGUACUUCUUAGUGGACUAGGAGCCGAUGAAUUGUUUGGCGGAUAUACGAGACACGAAAGAAUUUUUACCGGGGUGAGCAAUCAAACAAAGAGACGGUUAAAAAACAAACCUGCAACGGACUUUUCUGAUUACAAUUUGACACUACUGAAUGCAGAACUAAGAGACGAACUACAGUGUGAUCUAGACAGAUUAUGGGAGAGAAACCUCACCAGAGACGAUAAAGUCAUUUGCUGCUGGGGCAAGGAAGUUAGGUAUCCCUUCUUGGAUGAGGACUUCAUGAAUUGGGUGACUACAGAAGGAAAUGUACCACUUAAUUGGAAGCUCAACUAUAACGCGGAUACGGGAGAAAUCACAAGGAAACUCAUACUACGACGUCUAGCAGAGCACAAAAUGGGGUUGGAUUUCGUCGCACAAGAACCUAAAAGGGCAGUCCAGUUUGGAUCGAAAAGUGCCAAGAUGGAAGUCGGCUCAGGUAAGAUGAAGGGAACUGACAAGCUUACUGGCUGA
Pichia membranifaciens NRRL Y-2026 is the source of this 1632-nucleotide messenger RNA. RefSeq lists its product as hypothetical. The transcript has a single exon. The coding region runs from base 1 to 1632 and encodes 543 amino acids. The record is from RefSeq and is a predicted model, not a curated record. Lineage: Eukaryota; Fungi; Ascomycota; Pichiomycetes; Pichiales; Pichiaceae. Gene Ontology annotation, molecular function: asparagine synthase (glutamine-hydrolyzing) activity.